AUGAACGAAAGAAGCUCCCCUCCGCUCGAUGUCUCCACCAGCAGAGCCAUGAUCAAUCCCGACAUUGCGCGCGAAAUUUUCAUGGCUGCCAAGAAGCAGAUGGAAACAGGGUCUGUCUGGAAGCCGACAUCUUUGAGUGUUGAGCUCGGGAUAAAGUACGGGGUAACCGCCAAAGCAAUUCGAGACAUCUGGAACAAGAGAACAUGGGCGCAUGCGACGCUGGAGUUAUGGUCAGACGAGGAGCGAUCCAGGUACAAGAAGAUGCGAACAGGCAAUCACACACCAACCAGAGAAUGCCUCUAUACACAAGAUGGACAAGAAGCAGCAGCAGCGCACGAUAGUGAGGGGAGGGUCCUUCACGAUCAACAUGCAACGCAAGGUUCAUCUAGUAGCAUCGAAGACGUUUCGAUCACAGGCAACUGCGACGCAUUUCAAAUUGUUGAUGUUAGUCGAGAUAGCGACGGGUUCUCAAAAGACGGAUGGAUGACUUGUCCGGAGAGGAUAGCCUUGUUUCUGCAGAACAUACCUGAAGUGCAAUUUGAUGCAGAGAUCCGAGAUCCAAGAAGACUAUUUUGA
Molecule: messenger RNA, 576 nt
Organism: Guillardia theta CCMP2712
Lineage: Eukaryota; Cryptophyceae; Pyrenomonadales; Geminigeraceae
Exons: 1
Coding region: 1-576 (191 amino acids)
Source: RefSeq, a predicted model, not a curated record